Penicillium cataractarum is the source of this 2046-nucleotide messenger RNA. It is a transcript of the gene pps1, whose product is annotated as tyrosine/serine/threonine protein phosphatase PPS1. The transcript has 6 exons. Gene Ontology annotation, biological process: nuclear DNA replication; protein dephosphorylation. Gene Ontology annotation, molecular function: protein tyrosine/serine/threonine phosphatase activity. Bases 1 to 2046 code for a protein of 681 amino acids. NCBI's taxonomy places the organism in Eukaryota, Fungi, Ascomycota, Eurotiomycetes, Eurotiales, Aspergillaceae. The record is from RefSeq and is a predicted model, not a curated record.
AUGGCGACCGUCGUCGUUCAGCAGCAGCAUGCGCUGCAGCAUUCAAACCCGCCGCCUUCACCCAUUCCCACUGCGCUCGCUAUCCCCCGCCGAGCCAGCCCAAUCCCAAAUAAGCAUCUGCCCGUCUGCCCAACUGGGCCCUCCCCGUCGGAGCCUGCCUCCCAGGAGUCCUCGGGGCUCCGAUCGGCCAAUGACCAGACAUCCUCUCUCUUGUAUCCCCCAGAGAGCUUCGUGCGUCUUUCGCGCCCGCCCUCGCCAACGGUAUAUGCCCUCGAUGGUGAAACACUGGCUGCCGCCUUGAAUCACCAGGCGGCACAGCCUCUGCCAGAUCCAUCGCAAAUGUUCCCCUGGCUGCACGGUCUGCAUCCGGACAAUCCCCUGCAGUUGGGCUUCUUCUCCGGUCGUAAACGCUCGCUACGCCGAUCCCCGAAAUGCUGGCGGGGCAUCACUGUGGUCAAGCUGGGUGGAGACUUGAGUAAGGCACGCAUCAAGGGCACCGUGAGUGCCCAAGAGGUGAUCACUCCCUCGGCACGCUUCUUAAUGUCCGAUCCACCUGAGGGAUUUUCCGUUCGGAACUUCCAGAUUCAGACGGCCAAGUUGGCUGCGAUGUCGGAUAUUGUGGUCUAUGCCGAAGAUGGUGCUAGUAGAUCCGAGUUACUUGCAUUGGCGGAGGAUUUCGCAACGGCCCAGCAAGCCUGGAGACUGAAGCAUGACCCCGCCCAGGAGCGUCCGGCAUACAACACCUUUGUCCUGACUAGUAGCUUUGCCGAGUUCGAAAAGAAAUGCCCCAAUAUGGUGGCGAUCGACUCUCAUGGCCAUACCACGGGCCAAGUCAUGGACUUCUUCCAAUGGGAGCGAAUCGAGAUGUGCAGCAUGUCGCGAGCAUCAGAAAUCUCCGCCAAUGUUUUCCUUGGACCUACCCCAGAGUAUAUCCUGAGACCUGGCACUUGUCAGCCGCCCAAAGAGGAGGCCUAUGAUCUUUUGAUCGAGGCCAGCGAUUUGGCUAACAUCCCCGGCCCUCGACUGCUGGGCAUGAUUGACAAGCAACUCGAAGGUGGCACCCAGCGGAUGGAGUUCCCCUCAUCGGGUUCGAUCGUUCUUCCCUCUGGCAAUACCCGUGAAGUGGAAGAUAUCGUCAACACGAUCCGUUGGAUCUAUUACCUGGCAAACCCAGAACAGCCUGCCGAGGUAGUUGACCACGAAGGAGACGUCGCCAUGACUGAAGCUGGAAAGAAGCCCCGCCGAGUGUUGAUUCACUGUGCCGAUGGGUAUACCGAAAGCUCGCUGCUCGCCGUCGCAUAUUACAUGUUCGCCGAGGGAGUUCCUGCCCCGGAGGCUUGGCUUCAGCUUCAUUGUAAUAAAAAGCGCAACUUCUUUACGUACCCGACGGACGUUGCAUUCCUGAGCCACAUUCAGCCGCGUCUGUUGCAAGAGAGCCCGUCCUCGCAGUCCAUAGACACGUCGUGUAUUUGGGAUCCUGACUGGUUUUUGAAGAUGGAUGGAUCUCUCCCCAGUCGGAUUUUGCCGUAUCUGUAUCUGGGGAACCUCAACCAUGCGAACAACCCAGACUUGUUGCGGGAGCUCGGCAUCCGACGUGUUUUGAGCAUCGGCGAGGCUGUUAAUUGGAGUCCCGAGGAACGUUCCAAAUGGGGUGGCGACAACUUGAUGUUUAUUCACAAUGUGCAGGAUAAUGGCAUUGACCCAUUAUCAGAGGAGAUUGAUCGGUGUCUGGAGUUCAUCGGCAAGGGAAAGAGCGACGGAACCGCAACCCUGGUCCAUUGUCGCGUGGGUGUUUCUAGAUCCGCUAGUAUUUGCAUCGCCGAGGUGAUGGCCUCGCAGGGCCUGUCCUUCCCUCGUGCCUAUUGCUUUGUCCGAGCUAGACGGUUGAACGUCAUCAUUCAGCCUCAUCUUCGAUUUGUCUACGAGCUUCUACAGUGGGAACAACUGCAAAAGCAAAAGCGUGGCAUUCCUUCGAAACGCGAGUUAGAAUGGGCAACCGUCUCGCGUGAGAUCGCUCUCCUGAACAAACCGUACUCGAGAACCUGA